This is a messenger RNA of Schistosoma curassoni, 1050 nucleotides long. The record is from the annotation of a GenBank genome assembly. NCBI's taxonomy places the organism in Eukaryota, Metazoa, Platyhelminthes, Trematoda, Strigeidida, Schistosomatidae.
AUGAAGGAAUUAUCCCAAGACUCAAUAGAGGAAAGAUAUGAAAUGCUUAAGAACUUGUGCAAACAACAGAUCGUGAUAAAUGAGACUCUGAAAUCCGAAAUCACUAAGUUAAACAAUAUUAUCCGCAUAGUUUCUAGUGAGAAAGAUUUACUACUGGAUGAAUUGAUCAAUAAUCAUUCUACUUGUCGGAACGCUGUCAGAGACGACUCCAAACCUUUUCAAAAAUCGGUUAUCUCUGCCGGCCAUAAACGUCCUGUGAAUUUUUCCGAGAAUUGUCAGGAUCUAAAAAAAAUAAAGAAUGACCCGCAUGUCGCUGAUCAUAACGAAAAUGCGGGUUUCCACGGUGACCCAACCAGUUUAUUAGCUUUGAAUUCAAUCUCAGCACAAGAAAAUGAAGAUCGUUGGAUUUCGCAUGACCAAAUAGAGACGAACCAAAGUCAUCUGUCUGGUCAUUCAUCUCUUAUAUCUACUAAACCCAGGUUACAAUACCAAAUCCCUUCAGUUCAUUCAAAGACAACCAUUUCCGCUACUCCUAGUGGCGAUAAUGAUACCUCAUCACGGAUGCUAAGUUCUUCUGGAAAUACUUUGAAAUCGAGCCUGAGUAAUCCAGGAUCGCCGCCUACAAUCACUUCAAAUACUCAUUUAGUUACACCAGUUGCUGCUAGUUCCAAUAAUUUACUUACUACCCAGCGACCAAACAGAAGUGGUUCUCUUGUAACUAACUCGUCAGUAUGUCCUUCAAAUCCAUCGAUUCCUUAUGUAUCAUUCGCAUCCCAACGAGCACCUAUUGGUUCCCACUCAAAAUAUGUAUCUGUAACAAACCGUCCCCUAAAAGUUGUUAGUCCUGGGACUGUAAAUAAUACAGCUAGUAACAUUUUAAAGUCUGUGACUUCGCCUACUAUAUCCCCUGGAAUUCGAUUGUCGAGUAGUCAACCAACAAACCAGCGUAUUUUAAUUCAACCAAGCAACUGUAACGCUCGUUCGGCUGUCUUUCCUCGACAACAAUCUCAUGCAAAUGAUUCUUGCGAAUUUGGGUACGCAGAGAGAUGA